Eimeria mitis is the source of this 534-nucleotide messenger RNA. RefSeq lists its product as uncharacterized. The transcript has a single exon. The record is from RefSeq and is a predicted model, not a curated record. Bases 1 to 534 code for a protein of 177 amino acids. NCBI's taxonomy places the organism in Eukaryota, Apicomplexa, Conoidasida, Eucoccidiorida, Eimeriidae.
AUGCAUCGAGCGGGCUUCUACAACAACCCCACCAUUAGUAACACACUUAUAAAAUAUUUUAUUUACAAAGACAAAGACAAAGACAAAGACAAAGAUAAAGACAAAGAUAAAGACAAAGACAGAGACAGAGAUAAAGAUAAAGACAAAGACAAAGACAGAGAUAAAGACAAAGACAGAGAUAAAGACAAAGACAAAGACAGAGACAGAGACAAAGACAAAGCGAAAGACAGAGAUAAAGACAAAGACAAAGACAGAGACAGAGACAGAGACAGAGACAGAGACAGAGACAGAGACAAAGACAAACACAAAGACAAAGAUAGAGACAGAGACAGAGACAAAGACAGAGACAAAGAUAAAGACAGAGACAAAGAUAAAGACAAAGACAAAGACAGAGAUAAAGACAAAGACAAAGACAAAGACAAAGACAAAGACAAAGACAAAGAUAGAGACAGAGACAAAGACAAAGACACACACAGACAGAGAGACAAAGACAAAGACAAAGACAAAGACAGAGCAGAAAAUAUAAUAAAAUGA